UGUAACCACUCAGAGAAUGGCGGGAAAAGAGGUGAGCUUUGGGAGGGAAAGCCAUUGAAGAUCUAUUUUUCACGGGCUCUUAUUGUUAUUCGUAGAGAAAAUUAACGACCCAAGUUUUUCCUUUUUUAAAAAAAUGACCCAAAUCGAAACCCUAGGAAUCAUCCAAGACAUCGAAACCCUCGUCUCCGAUCAACUUCAAGUGGUUUCCUACAAAUGGCUGAGUCGGAAUUACUUGGUGUCUUCCAAUGCUGCGAAGAGGUUACUCCAUGAGUUUGUUGAAAAACAUGGAAAUGGGUUGGAAGUGGUGUAUGUUUUGGCUGGCUGGUUGAAGAGCAAUCCUUUGAGCUACCAUAUAAGGCUUGUUUCUGGGCCUAAACUUGCAGAAGCAAAAGAAGAAUUUGAAGGCAACUGUUCAGUUGAGGUUUAUAGUGUGCAAGCUUGCAUCCCAAAGGAUCCAGCUGCAUUGUGGAAUGCUGAAUUUGUACAAGCAGAGGAGCUCUUCAAGCAGGCUCCAUCGGUUGAAAAUUGCUUGAGGGAUAACAGGUUUUGUGGGAUUUCCAAUUCCUUUGUUAAGCGUAAUGUGGAGGGAGCGCCAUUGAGCAUUGAAGCUCCACAACUUAAAACCAAAGCAGUCGUAGGGCCAUCUGAAAGCAGUUUAGCUCAUCAAAAUAUUGCAUUUCCAAAACAUGUCCAGAAUAAAGGACAACAAUCUAGCCCAAAAGUUGGUUUACAGGCUCCCAAUGUGGUAAAAGAUGUCAAAAGUGAAAGCAAUGGAACGGGAGCUUUUGAUCAGGCUAACAAACCACCAGCAGUCAAAGAUAAAGUUCCUCCUGUGCCUGCUAACAAAAAGAAAGUCCAAAAUGAUAAAAGCUCUUCUGCUUCUGGAGGUUCAUUGGCAAAUUUGUGGGGUCGUGCAUCUGUCAAGCCAAAGUCAAAUACUCUAUCAGAAAAUAAUAAUUCUAUUCCUAAUGAUACUGGAGCUAGUGCAGACGCUCAAGUUUGUGCCCAAGAAGCAGUAGCCAGUGUCAGCAGCGACGAUGAUGGUCACGAAGUCAAUUUCAAGAGAGCUUCCAAUGGGGAAGGCACUAGGAAAAGGAGGGUUGUCUUUGAUUUCUCAGAUGAUGAUGAAGAUGAAGAUGCAGUUAAUUUAGCAUCACCAGAUAAUCCAAAAGCGCAAUCAUGCCAAGAUCUGAAAGAAAGUAGCAAAGUUUUGGUUCCAGAGGGAACCAGUUUGAACUUUGACGAGCAGGUAGAAGAUAAACCCAAGGUAGAAGAUAAACCCAUGGUUAAGGAAGAGGUUUCAGUUGAUCGAAAAUCUAACCAAUCUUUCCGAGAAGAUUCUUCAGUUUCAGGCAUCAGCAAAGGGAUAAAUGCUGGGAUUAUCCUGAAAGAGAAGACACAUAGCUGUAUUCCCGAAAAAGAUCUUAACAAAAUGGAUAAACCGAACAACGCUGCUUCAAGUUCACCUAAAAGAAGAAAAGUUUUGAAGACAGUGAUUGAUGAACGUGGAAGAGAAGUGACUGAGGUAAUCUGGGAGGGUGAGGAGACAGAAGCAAAGAAAGCCGACACUAGUAUAACUAAGAAAGCUGAUAAAACAGUUGCCAGUGCUGUCAACAGGCCUCCUGCAGCUAAGAAGUCAGUGGUAAACACUGCUCCAACAAAUGGCAAAGCAGGAAGCAAAAAGGGUGGAAACAAGGACCCUAAGCAAGGCAAUAUUCUUUCAUUCUUCAAGAAGGCCUAAGCCCUUUUUCAAACCCCAAGUAUCCCUGCAGCAGUGUUUGAUUAUAAUGGUUCUUACAUCUUGUUAUAUUUUCAAAGAUGACAGAGAGAAGAGUGUUUGCUUUUCUUCUCUGCUGCUAAUCGAGGGCUCGAAUGUGUAUAUUCUCU
Molecule: messenger RNA, 1887 nt
Organism: Prunus avium (sweet cherry)
Lineage: Eukaryota; Viridiplantae; Streptophyta; Magnoliopsida; Rosales; Rosaceae
Gene: POLD3
Product: DNA-directed DNA polymerase
Biological process (GO): nucleotide-excision repair, DNA gap filling; DNA synthesis involved in UV-damage excision repair; DNA replication
Cellular component (GO): delta DNA polymerase complex; nucleus
Molecular function (GO): DNA-directed DNA polymerase activity
Source: RefSeq, a predicted model, not a curated record